This is a messenger RNA of Paramecium pentaurelia, 2036 nucleotides long. The record is from the annotation of a GenBank genome assembly. Lineage: Eukaryota; Ciliophora; Oligohymenophorea; Peniculida; Parameciidae.
AUGUAUCAGAAAUCAGGAAAAAUAGAACAUAUGUACAACAAUCAAACAAGUCAAUAAAAAUAAUCAGAAUUAUAAACUGGUAAUAAUGACAAUAGAUUUAAAUAUCCUAACUUAGAUUCAUAGAUUAGAUACACAAAUAGAGAAUUGUUUAUGUAAGGUGGCACUAAUAGUACUAUUAAGGAUCAUCAAAAGCCUAAGAUAUUUGAUACCCAAAAUUAAAGUUCAGCAAUUAAGAGCAAUUAAUUUGUAACAAGAUUUCCUUUUUAAAUUCCAAAUAGUCCAUAAUGUGAUCGAUAAGAUUAAAAACCUAAUGAUAAUGUGAAAAAAUGUUAUACAACCAACAUUAAUAGCAAUCUAUAAAUGCCAUAUAAUAACUAAUAUAAUAAUAACUAUUAUUAACAGAGAAUGGUGUAAAUAGAAUAACAAUCAGAUAUGAAUCAAACACUACCUAUUAAUCAUUAAAUAUUUUCAUAUGAUGUAGCUUAAUAAAUGGAAUCAAAGUAAUAGAACAACUUUUCUUUAGAAUAGAAUAAAAAAUCUGAAUAACAAUACAAUGGAAAUACAAUCCCUUUCUAUGAUAAGCUUGUUGAAAAAAAAGAUUAAUUUUAAGAAGUUUUAAUAAAAAGUAAAUUUGAGGAUCAACAAAAAUAGAGUCAUGAUUAAAUAAAACAUUAAUAUGUUGAAUAAUCAAUUAUAAUAUCAGAAUGUAAUUUAAUGGAAUUGAAAAAUAGAGAGAUUUCAACUAUUAAAAAUUUUAAGAAAACAAUAGGGAUAAUUAACACUGAAAAUUAAAAGGAAUCUCCAAAUAAAUAAUAUAUAGAAGUUGAGAAAAUACAAUCUUAACCUAUAAAUGAAAUAGUAUUAUAAAAAUAAAACAGUAUUGAUUAAACAUAAACAGGAAAUAAAUUGAUUGAAACAAUAAAAGUAAAUUGUAUAGAAAAUCUAUAAUGUCAAGAAAUAAUGGAAGUAAUGAAAUUUUAUGAUGAUGAUGAUGAGAAAAAUAUAGAAGAGCCUGUUAAAGUUAGCAAUUUUGUGACUGCCAAAAUAUAAUAGAGAGGAGAGAAAUGUAUUAUUAUGAUUAAUUAGAACUUCAAUAAUUUAAUUAAGUAAAUCAACCAAGUUAACGUUGUUCAGCUUUAGAGUUUGAAGUAUUAGAGAAGAUGAACUAAGUUCGUUAAAAUAGAGUAAAUGGAAUGAAAGUAGAUUAUUUUGGAGUUGUUGAAAUUUUAGAAAAGUCAGAUUGUAUAACAGAUUUGGUAGCUGAGAAAUCAAUUAUAUAAUUAAUCAUUACAUAAUUCCCUGUAAAUAUUAUAUAAAUAAAUUUUAGUAUUUAAGAAGAGUAAGAGGUGAUGGUAAUUGCUUAUUUUCAAGUUUACUUUUUCCAUAUUUAGAAUUAAUUUAUAUUAAUAAUCUAUUUGAUGCUGUACUGAAUUAGUUUGUUGCACAUGAAAUAUAUUGGAAUAAGUAAAUAUUUUACAAAAUAAAGGGCUACGAUGAUUGAUAGACCUAUGGUCUUUACUUUGAUAAAGAAAAUCUUUCAGGAGUUAAAAAAGUUUAGUAAAAAGUAUAGUAAUGAUUUGAUCUUGUUUUCAGAACUUAUACUACAUUAUAUCAAUAAAAUUAAUGGGUUUUAUGACAUACUAAUUAUAUUUAUGCGAUCAACAAUAAUAUAGAGUUAUAAAUUAUACUCUAAAUAAGGAGAAUAUUAAUAUUUUUUAGAUGAAAACACAUCAGAAGAAUUCUUAGAGAAGAAUAGUAGUUUUGAAGAAGAAGGAGAUUUUUUAUCAAUUUAGUUCUUUUGUGAAAUUACUUAAUUGAAAGUUAAAUUGAUUAAUUUUUCAGAUAAACAUCCAAUUUAGUCAAUGUAAAUACUUGAACCGAAAAUUAAUAAGGUAAGGAAUGAUUAACAUAACUUUAUUACUUUGAAAUAUAAUGAGGGCCAUUACGAUAUUCUUUAUUCAAGAAUGUUGAAAUAAAUGUAAAUUAAAUAGGAAGAGAGGCCACUUCCAUAAAUAUAAUUUACUCCUUUAUAUUGA